This is a messenger RNA of Rhinolophus ferrumequinum (greater horseshoe bat), 774 nucleotides long. It is a transcript of the gene TPD52L3, whose product is annotated as TPD52 like 3. Gene Ontology annotation, cellular component: cytoplasm. Lineage: Eukaryota; Metazoa; Chordata; Mammalia; Chiroptera; Rhinolophidae. The record is from RefSeq and is a predicted model, not a curated record.
AUGGAUUCCACCAGCCAAGAUAUGGAUCCUUCCAGCCUAGAAUCCGAACACACUGGCCAAGAGUCUGACCCUGCAGCCCUAGAUUUCAACUCUCUUGGCCAGGAUUAUUUCUACAGUGCCCACGAGUUCUACUCUCUCUACCAAGAAUUGGACCUGGACUCUCUUAACGAAGAUUUUCUUUCUCAAUCCACACCAGGUGCCAUAACAGUGACCUCUACGGGCACACAUGAAUCCCACCAUGUGUGAUGUCCUGUGUCGGCUGCCGAAUCACAGGACCUCACAGAGGCAGAUCAAAAGAUGCUCAUAUCCGAGCUCACUAAAUUGGAGGCAGAAAUUGUAAGCCUACGCCAUGUGCUGGCAACCAAAGAAAGACGCUGUGCGGAGCUCAAGAGGAAUCUGGGCCUCACAGUCUUGGUGGGGCUGAGGCAGAAUCUAUCCAAGAGCUGGCAUGAUGUUCAGGUCUCCAACGCCUACGUGAAACAAAAGACAUCAGCUGCCAUGUCCACCAUGGGCUCUACCAUCUCUAGGAAGCUUGGAGACAUGAAGAACUCAGCCACAUUUAAAUCCUUUGAAGGUCUGGUGGAGACAAUCAAGUCCAGAGUUGGAGGUGGCAGAGAGCUUGGCAAUGACUGCCUUCUUUCUUCAGCGGUGUGUUUGGAUGAUCUGCUCCUGGUUUCAGGGAGUAGGUAUGGUCCACUCCUAAUUUCAGGGAGUGGAAAUGAUCUGGUUACAGGAAGUGGGGAUGACCUGCUUCCCUUUAUGGAGCAGGAAUAA